Molecule: messenger RNA, 1041 nt
Organism: Fundulus heteroclitus (mummichog)
Lineage: Eukaryota; Metazoa; Chordata; Actinopteri; Cyprinodontiformes; Fundulidae
Product: OCIA domain-containing protein 1
Exons: 8
Coding region: 147-896 (249 amino acids)
Cellular component (GO): endosome
Source: RefSeq, a predicted model, not a curated record
ACUUUUUGACUUCCGGGUUAAAUGAGCGUCGCUUGCAGGAGCAAUGACAUUGUACCAAACAAUAAAUAGGUCUGGCUGGCGUGUGGUUUCCACGUUGUUAAAGUGCGUGCUUUAAAGAGCCGGUGGGUGCUGGCCGUGCCGUCAACAUGACUUCUAGUCCGCCAGGGUUGACGGAGGAGCGGCAGGGCGGGAGAGGGCAGCAGGCGCUUCUGGGUGCAGGCUACAUCCCCACAGAGGAGGAGAAGAGGGUGUUGAAAGAGUGCAACAGUGAGAGCCUGUAUUAUAGAUCGCUGCCCUUCUCCGUGGUCAGCAUGGCGGUCACUCAAGCCCUGGUCGUCAGAGGAACUCUGUCUCCUUCUCCAAGAUUUGGAUCUCUACCUAAAGUGGCCUUUGCUGGGUUUUGUGGCUACAUGGCAGGGAAACUGUCGUACAUGAAGACAUGCCAGGAAAAGUUCCAGAGGCUGGAGAACUCCCCUCUGGGAGAAAUCCUGAGGCAGAGGGCCGGCAUUCCUCCGCAUGACUCCGGCGGGGCUCAGUCUGAGCUCAGCGACCCAAACAGCCCUUCGUUUGACACCAUGUUCCAGCCUGGAGACGCACCAGGCGCAGCAUCCAGCCAGAGCAGAGAUCCGGGGUAUGGAUUCAGCCCUGAUCGCCCUGUGCAGAUGGGCAGAGCGGAUGACUUCAGCGCUCCAGUACAGUCCUAUGUGCAGGAUGACGAGGAGCCUCGGAAGAAAGCCAUCCUCUAUGAGGACCUGAGGCUGAAAAACAGGGAGAACUAUGAGGUGACGCUCAUUCAGAAGGCUGACACCAUGCUCAAAGGGCCAUCAGCGAAGGACCCAGAGGGAGGCAAGAAACCAGUGAAGAAGAACAUCUACGGAGACACCUGGGAAGAAUGAGUCUUCUUUGGACGGGCCGUGUGCGCCGACAGCACUGAGAACAGCGGGACAUCGGGUCUCAGUCCUUUCUGUUCCUGUGUUUAUGGUUGAGUUGGAGAUAAAUGUGACGUUGCAAGUAUGAAUAAAAUUAAACUGGUCAAUGACA